AAAAAGUUGAGUGUACGAGGGAAGAGUCUCAGAGACUGUGAAAAUCAAAAUCCUCUCUCACAGUGCGUGCCACGAUUCGGUCCCCAUCUUCUCUCCAUCUCCGUCUUGUCCGUCGAUUUGUCUCCUUCUCUUCUACUCUCUCUGCCAACUUUCUCCAGAUCAUUACUCCUCUCUCUCUGCCGUCUUCUUCUCACUCUGUUCUCUCGAUUCACACUCUGCAUUUGGAUUGGUGUCUCUUUAAUGCUUCGAGGAUCUCACUUUAUAUCUUCUCCGCCGACUUCGAUCUCUUCAGUUUCUAGUACUCCUCUGUUUUCUCAGGAUAAAAGUCUCUGUCUGUAAGCAAAUCAACAUGCCUCUGUUUGAGCUUUUCAGGCUCGCCAACGCUAAUCUUGAAUCUUCUCAAAACAAUAACCCUUCUCCAACUGUGGAUGAAGUUGUUGAGCUGGUUUGGGAAAACGGUCAGAUUUCAACUCAAAGCCAGUCAAGCAGAUCAAGAAACAUUCCACCACCACAAUCUAUUCACCAAGCAAGAGCUAGAGAGAUUGUAAAUGGCUCAAAGAUGAAAAUGGUGGACGAGAUCCCAAUGUCAGUGCCGUCACUUAUGACCGGGUUGAGUCAAGACGAUGACUUGGUUCCAUGGCUGAAUCCUCAUCAAUCUCUAGAUGGAUAUUGCUCUGAGUUCUUGCAUGAUGUUUCUCCUGUUACUGUCAAUGAACAAGAGAGCUUUCAGAGAAGAAACAAUGGCAAUGGAUCAGCUCCUGCUGCUUCCUCAUUACACUUCAACGGUUUCCAGUCACAUUCUCUGUAUACAAGUGAUAGAUCUAGAGAUUCUAUUAGCAAGCCAGCCAAACCAGAUCAAUUUACUCAGAGACAGGAACCGUUAGUAACUAGUAACAAGCCUGGUCUGAUCAACUUUUCGCAUUUCUUACGCCCUGCAGCUUUGGCUAAGAGUCCUAAUGACCAUCAUGUCUCUAAAGAGAAGAGUCCGCAAAGCUCGCCGAAUGUGUUUCAGACCAGAGUUCUUGGAGCUAAAGACAAGGUUCUCAACGAGUCUGUUGCUUCUGCUAUGCCUAAGGAUAAUAACCAAAAGGCUUGCCUAGUUUCAGAAGACUCGAAUAGAAAAGACCAAGAGAGUGAAAAGGCCGUUGUAUGUUCUUCUGUUGGCUCUGGUAAUAGUCUCGAUGGGCCAUUAGAGAGUCCAUCACUGUCUUUGAAAAGAAAGCAUUUGGAUGUUCAAGACAUUGAAUGUCAUAGCGAAGAUGUUGAGGGAGAAUCAGGAGGAGAUGGAAGAAAAGAAGCAGCUCCAUCUCGAACAGGCAUGGGUUCCAAGAGAAGCCGCUCGGCUGAAGUACAUAAUCUGUCUGAAAGGAGACGGCGUGAUAGGAUUAACGAGAAGAUGCGUGCUCUCCAAGAACUCAUACCAAACUGCAACAAGGUGGACAAAGCUUCGAUGCUAGAUGAAGCAAUAGAGUAUCUAAAGUCACUCCAACUUCAAGUACAGUUCAUGUCAAUGGCGUCUGGUUACUACAUGCCACCGGUUAUGUUCCCACCGGGUAUGGGGCAUCAUUACCAAGCAGCAGCAAUGGCAAUGGGUAUGGGAAUGCCUUAUGCAAUGGGCUUGCCUGAUAUGAGCCGUGGUGGUCCCUCUGUUAACCACAGACCACAGUUCCCGAUCCCUGGGAUGCAACAACCAGUGGCCAUGGCGCUUCCACGUGUCUCUGCUGGUGGUUUGUUUAUGGAUUCCUCAACGUUGGAGAUGAAUAAGAGUGAUGAUGGUUCGACUAAAGAUCAAACGACGAUAAAGAGUAACAAUGGCCUCAGAACAAUUAAGAGAAAACAAGCGUUACCCGAUCAGUUUUGUGGACGGUCGUAACGUAAAAAAAGAAGAAAAAAAAAACUAACUUCAGGACUGGUGCACUAAUUAUUAUCAAUAGCAUUCAAAUGCAUAAAAUAAAUUUGUGUUCAUUACAUUAUAGAGUGUUUUGGUGCUUCUGCUGUGAUUAUUUCUUUGUUUUUGUUAAUUGUAACAUUAUUUUAAAAUGGAAAUUUUAUGCUGGUA
Messenger RNA from Eruca vesicaria subsp. sativa (arugula), 2059 nucleotides. Lineage: Eukaryota; Viridiplantae; Streptophyta; Magnoliopsida; Brassicales; Brassicaceae. The record is from the annotation of a GenBank genome assembly.